CUCCCCCGGCCGGGCGGGCUGCGGGGCGGCCUCCACCAUUUCCGCGGGCGCGGGGCGAGGGAGAGAGCGGGGCCGAGUUCUGCCGGAGCGGCUCCUGCGGCUUCAGCACCGCGGCACUGGACAGCGCCCGGCAGGCGGCGGCUCCGCGGCGCUGAGCGGCGGCCGGGGCAGGGCGGUGCGGUGCGGUGCGGUGCGGUGCGGGAGGCGGGCGGGACCCCAGCCGGGCUGGCCCCGGGGCUGGGCGGCUGCAGGAUGCUCCUCAAGCUGGCGGUCACGUUGCAGGUGCUGUCGCUGUUGGCAAGCCGGGCGCACGGCUUCCCGAAGCCCGCGGGCAGAGAUAAAGCUGUACACAACAGGCAAUUAAGUGUAGAAAGACCUUUGGAGGAACAGAUUGCUGAAGCUGAGGCAGACAAGAAUAGGAAGAUAGGUCCCACAGAAAAUAAGCCAGAGUUCAGGAAUUAUUCCUUUGUUGAUGACUUGAACCUGCUAAAGUCGGUAGCAGAAAGAGAGAGGAACGAAAAAGAGAGGGAGUCAAUUAGAACCUCUUUGUAUGAACAGCAAUUGGCCAUUGAUGAUGCAGACUCCACCAAGAACCGCAGACUCGUGGAUGAGUACGACUCUACUAAAAGUGGGCUGGAUUAUAAAUUCCAAGAUGAUCCAGAUGGCCUUCAUCAAUUAGAUGGCACUCCCUUGACUGCUGAAGACAUUGUUCAAAAAAUUGCUACAAGGAUUUAUGAGGAAAAUGAUAGAGGAGUGUUUGACAAGAUCGUUUCCAAACUUCUGAAUCUGGGGCUAAUCACGGAGAGUCAGGCCUAUACUCUGGAAGAUGAAGUGGCAGAGGUUUUACAGCAGCUAAUUGCAAAUGAAGCAAAGGAUCGUGAGAAGGAGCCUGAAGAUUUUGAUUACCCUCCAAGCAGAGCAGACAGUGAUUCAAAGGAAAAGCAACAGGAGAAAAUGACAUCAAGCAAAUCUGAUCAGGAUAGUUUCAUCAAUGGGGAAAUUGAUGAUACCCUGGAUAACACAUGGUCAUCAUCUAAUGUCUUGGAAAGAAGAAAUGAGCUGCCUUCUGAAGAUGAUUUUGAAGACCUCCAGUACUUUCCAAACUUUUACGCACUAUUAAAAAGUCUUAACUCAGAGACAGAGACAAAAGAGAAAGAGACCUUAAUAACCAUCAUGAAAACCCUGAUUGAUUUUGUGAAGAUGAUGGUUAAAUAUGGAACAAUCACACCAGAAGAAGGAGUUUCCUAUCUGGAAAACUUAGAUACAAUGAUAGCUGUGCAGACAAAGAAGAAACUUGAGAAUCCUUCCAUUAAAACCAAACCAAAGCAACCAACAGACAAGAGUAGUGAAGAAGCAGACAGUACAAAGGAAGAAGCAGCUAAAAUGGAGAAGGAAUAUGAAAUCUCAAAGGAUUCCACAAAAAAUGAAGAACAAAAUGCAGCAGAAAACAGUGAAGAGCCCAGAGGAAAAGCUGAGGCAUAUUUGGAAGCAAUCAAGAAGAACAUAGAAUGGCUAAAAAAGCACAACAAACAAGGUAACAAAGAAGAUUAUGAUCUUUCAAAGCUGAGAGAUUUCAUUGAUCAGCAAGCAGAUGCAUAUGUGGACAAGGGCAUCCUGGACAAGGAAGAGGCUGAUGUAAUUAAACGCAUAUAUGGCAGCCUGUAAAAAGCUGGUGGCUGCCCACCAUGUAGAGAACUAGUGUAGCUUUCCCCCAUCCCAGCUCAAUGACUUAUGGUCUGUUGUUUUGAAGAUACUGUUAGAAAUUCCUUUACAUUGUACUGAUAACUUUUUAGAAAUGGAGAGCUAUAGUGCUCUGUACACUGACUGCAUACUGUAUUUUCCUACACUCGCAAAUCAAAUCUAAACACCAACUUCUGAUGCUGACUUUCUAUUUGACAGGGUAAAUAUUUACGUAAUGCUCUCUUUGAUUUGUGUUUGGUUUACUUUGUAGAUAAACCUAUCAUUUCUGAUGGAGAAGUCUUUUAAUGCUGCACCUUUUUGCUCUCACUCCACUAGCUUUCUAUAGAUGCAACUAUGUAAAGGGCAUUAUUAGGAAAUAGUUAAUAGAUCUUUAAAUAAAAGAUUUGAAAAUAAUUUACCUAUUAAAGUUUUUAUCAAUCUUAAUAUUUUACAUCCAGAGAUCUUGUUUUAAAAUCCUAAUAGCAUGUGUUUUCUUGACUUUUUUUGUUUCUUUUGUGUAGUAUUCUCUAACUUGGAGCAGUGUCAUGAGCUAACAGUCACAUCUCUGACACAACUGCCUUUCUUUUUAAAGAGCUCCAUUCUCCCCGGUAGCUUCAUUAAGCAUGUCUAAAAGUUCUCCUUAGUGCACCAUUUUAUGACUGUGCAUGCAUUUGCUGGAUUCCUGAUGUGAGUAGCCUGAUAACAAGUGUAAAUAACCAUUACUUUCUUAUUAAAAAAAAGAAAAAGGAAAGCAAUUAAAGCCAUUUUGCAGGGAAAUAGUUUGCAACUGGAGAUGCUUUUAGAAACACAAGCCCUGUUUUUCUGGACUGAAUGAACCCAUCAGAUCUCAGCAUCUCUGAAUAUCAAGUCCAUGGUCUGCUUACUGACUUGGUACUUGCUGUCACUAGGCAAUUAGUUGGUACCCAAAGGGUGAAAAAGGGAAACAAAAAUUCCACUCUUCCUCAACUUGCAGAGUUUAUGAAGAAUGGCGUAAGAAAUCUUUUCGCAUGUAAGUGAAUGGAUGAUUCUGUGCCUGAAGAACUCACAAAGUAAGAGCAGUGAAGGAAGACUCAGAGUACUGCCUGCAUAGCACUAAGUUCAUAAAUGGGCAGAUCAUUUCCUUUCCUAUUUCCACAGCACAAUUGGAUGCUGAAGUUGAGGGGAAGAUUGGAACAGUGUUUCACAGCCAACUUUGGCAUCCUUGUAAAACAUAAAUUAUCAACUGAACAUUAUCAAUAGAACAUUAUUGGUAACAAACGUUAAAUGAAUGUGAUAGCAAUGAGGUGAAACAACAUAGCUCUUUGAAAACAGAUGACGUGUAAGCUAAUGAAUGCUUCCUAGCAUCCAAAAAGUACAUCCCGAUAUGGAUCACUGAAUUGCAGUAUCAGUCACAAAUGGUGAUCUUUUUGUUAAAACAGUAUUCAAAAGUGUAUUCACAGAAACCUUACAGAUAGUUUGUAAAAUGCAGUUUCUUUUCCUGUCAGUAUACUGUGUAGUAUAAUAACAUUAUAGUUUUGUUAGAAGUUAGUUUCUCUCUUUGGCCUCUCAGGAGUCCGGAACUAACAGAAAUACAUCAUCUAUCAACAACCUGUGAUUAUAAAACAGUUUGUGUCCACAAAGACUGGUCCAAUAUUUUUAACCUCUCAAUUUGCUAGAUGUUACAACUUCAACAAAAUAUAUAUGACAUCAUUUACCAAAAAAAAACCCAAACAAUGGGUAUGACCCAAUCCCAGUUCAGAGUACACGUAUUCUUGAACCUGUUCAGUGCUUACCCUGCUGCUCUGUACAAUUUAGAACAUAUGUAGAUAUGAUUCCACCAACACAGUGUCUAGCUGAGAACUGAUCAAGCCCUCUGAUGUUUACAUAAGCAAUCCCAGCAAUGGUUCUUCUGAUGAGAUUCAGUUCCCAUCCUGCCCAAGCCCAAACAUUUAACAUGUUAUUUGAAUGCUUAUAAUACUGGUUUGAUUGUACAUCAAAUGAAUAUCUAUCAGUUACCUUUCAGAAUUGGAAAGUAAACAUACAGCCAGCCUGACAAACCACCCUGCAUUUCUGAAAGGCUUUGACUUAUGCUAAAUAAAAUUGAAUGUAGUGACUUGAGUUUCAACCUGCACUACAGCCCUCAUCAGUCCUUAUUUUGAAGGCACACUAACACUGGACACCUGCUGUUGGGUAUUUAGUACAUGAACUGUAAAUCACAUUCUGUCAGUGCUUUCCUUUUUCCUGGUGAGAAAGGUAUGUUCAACACUUGCACAAGCUUGGUUCUAAAAUGACAAAAAACAGUUUCUAUGUUGUUUGUAUCUCUGCUGGAUCCUUCAGAAAACCUUCACUCUCACAAUUAUCACUGAAAAUGUAACAAGUACAAUAUAUAUGGUAUUCACAGUUUGAGUUUUUCUAUUAGACUACUGUGUCUGAUACUGUACUUUAUUAAACACUUUACUACAAGCCA
This is a messenger RNA of Gallus gallus (chicken), 4126 nucleotides long. RefSeq names its product secretogranin III (gene SCG3). Gene Ontology annotation, cellular component: secretory granule membrane. The transcript is spliced from 12 exons. The record is from RefSeq and is marked validated. Lineage: Eukaryota; Metazoa; Chordata; Aves; Galliformes; Phasianidae. Bases 253 to 1665 code for a protein of 470 amino acids. Gene Ontology annotation, biological process: protein localization to secretory granule.